Messenger RNA from Patella vulgata (common limpet), 2965 nucleotides. RefSeq names its product ankyrin repeat domain-containing protein 50-like. The coding region runs from base 149 to 1384 and encodes 411 amino acids. NCBI's taxonomy places the organism in Eukaryota, Metazoa, Mollusca, Gastropoda, Patellidae. Gene Ontology annotation, molecular function: protein binding. The record is from RefSeq and is a predicted model, not a curated record. The transcript has a single exon.
AAAAAAAACACAGAUAAAUGGCUUACUGGAUUGGCCGGAGAACAACAAUUGUUAUUUCAUCCAAGGUAUGGAACCAGAGCUGUUCAACCAAAUAGACAUUUAGUACAGACGCGGGGUGUGUAGAUUUAUCACACACAACACAAGCACUAUGGGAAACCGUAAAAGUAAAGCACUGUUGAGAUCAUGUGAGAAUGGCGAUUAUGAUAGCAUUGCGUCGUUACUGGAACGUGGAGCCAACGUUGAAUAUACCGAUUCAUAUGGUUAUACCCCACUGAUUACAGCUAUCAAGAAUGGUGAUCCAAAGUGUGUAGAUUUGUUACUGAAUAAUGAUUAUUCCCCUGCCAAUACAAAACACAAAGACAAGACUUUUAACACACCUUUAAUGAUGGCAGCAAAUAAUGUAGAUAUUGUCAGAUUGUUGAUAAACCGUGGGUGCCAAUUAAAUAAGACGAAUCAAUUUAAAGAUUCUGCACUACACCUGGCUGUCCGAUUUAAAAAUGUUCAAGUGGUUGAAUUACUUGUGAAAAGUGGUAUUGAUGUUACCCUUAAAAAUAAGAAUGGCCGUACCGCACUACACAUGGCUUCCAUUCUUAACUACGAGAGAAUUGUCAACAUAUUGGUAUCGAAACAGCAAAACAGUGCUGAAGUCCGAGAUGCAUUGGAGUCUGGUGAGAGGGCGCGGGUCAAAAAAUUACUUAAACACGUCGCUUUCUUGGAUGUUGGGUUACUAGAAAUCCCUUACCGUAAAGAAGACUCACAAAUGGUGGAGAUUUUAAUGGAGAGAUAUCUGAACCAGGAUUCUCCCACUUGCAAAUGUUUGUUAUUUUAUCCUGUGAAGUAUCGUGACUUAAAGUGGACUAAAAUAUUAAUCGAACGCGGUAUUCCCUUCGAUGCGUCGUUGCUAGAUGUCGCUUAUGCAAACAGAGAUUUCGAAAUGGUGGAUAUUUUAAUCGGGAAGGGCCUAGAACAUAAUAUUGAUCAACGAAGUAGUAAACCAAUGAUAAAUUAUGCUGUGAAACAUAGCGACCUAAAGCGGGUUAAAAUAUUACUUGAACACGACAGUCACUUCGAUUCGUCGUUACUAAACGUCGCUUAUAUACACAAAGAUUUCGAAAUGGUGAAUAUUUUAAUAGAGAAGGGCCUGGAACAUAAUAUUGAUCAGAAAAGUGAUACACCAAUGAUAUAUUAUUGUGCAGAGAAUAAUGACCAUGAUUGGGUUCAAAAGCUUUUGAAUCAUAAAAGCUACACCUAUAUUCUAAAUCGUGUAGGGUCGCUAGAUCCGACCGACAGUUCCAAAGCCACCGAAGCGGUUGUCGAGUAUUUUCAUGUUGAUAGCAAUUCAAUCGGAUUUACAACGUACGAAUACUAUCGAUGCUUUUUUUAAUCCAAAGUAGGACUUUAAAAGUCAUUGAAUACGGUCAUACAUCAUAUCAGUAUGCUUGAAGGGCAAUUUUGCUACGGCCCUUUUCUUUAUUUCGAAUUCCAAAUGUCAAUCGUCCUUUUACAUUUACGCCACGGUGUCACAUAGCAGGAACUUAUCAUUUGUCACGAAUAACUCAGAACAAUGUUACUCAUCUUGCGGGGGUGGGAUGACUAAAUGGUUAGCACGUGCGCCCUGUAUCAUAAAGUCUGUUAUUGAGUCGGCUGGCGUCGUUUCGGUUCCCCGGUUGUACGUGACAAGGAGUAGGGUCGCCUUUCCAACCUCGUGGGUUUUCUCCGGAUCCUCCGGUUUCCUCCCACUGCUAAAGACCCCUACGCGCAAACGAAUUAUGGAAAUAAAAUUGAACCAUAUGUUAGUCCCGAAAUGACCUAGUUUGUGUCGAGUGGACGUUAAACCCCAUCUCUCUCUCAUCUUGCGGUUAAGCAGAGUUUUACACGAAACAACCAAUCGAUACAACUGUUGGAUGCAACGGUCGCGUCCGACCGACUCAUCUGACAAUAGGUCGGAUGAACAGCUUGUUGCAUGGAUUGGAUCAGUUCUAUUCUUAUCCGACCAACUCAUGCAAUAGCCAAUCAAAUUUUGUUAUAUUAGACAACGUCAUAUUUGUUUUUUGACUUCCCAACAACCUGAAUUCCCGAUUAAAGAUGUCUUUUUCUUUCGCUUCGAGUACUUUGCACACUGUAGCCCGGUGGGUGCAAAACAAUAAGACGUUAAACCCCAUUUUACUUCUUUUCACACAAGUUAUUAUUCGAAGUCAGCCCUCAGAUGUAACAAAACAGAGUUCGUCACACGAUGAGAAAAGACCCCGAAAAACCCGAGCAGUCCAAGAAACUUUGGCCAUUUGUUAUACGGGGUUCACAUUGGCGUGGACGUAAAAGAUCACUUGACAGUUGGAAUUCGAUAUAAGAGUAGGCUGUAGCGCCGCUGCCCGGGCAAAAUUUUUCUCAUAGCACACUGUAUGGCGUAUGCCCGUCUUCAUUAGCCCAGUUUAGGAGCAGAACAGAAGGACGUUAAACUCAUUUCAUUGCAUCUCAUUUCGUACAGCAGUGUAUGUUUGGCGAAUAAUUUCACGAUUGUCAACUUUGGAACACUGUAUCCACAGCUGAAUUUCCAAUGCCAUAUGUUGUUAUCAAAUUGUAUAUUAGAACACGAAUGCUUUUAACAACCUCAUUGCUUUAUCGUGGAUGUCAGUGACAUUAUAAACGUUGCAAUCUUUCAAAUUAUUUUGAGGAAUGCAUCAUAUCAAGUAUGCUGGAAAAAUUUGAUUGAAACAAAAACCAAUUAGGCAUUAGAACCACUACACUACUUAGUGGUAAACGAAGAAAAAUACAAGGCAUGCCGACAAGUUGAAUUCCAUAUUUUAAAGUACCCUUUUCGUUUAUCUGUGCAGCUCGUCAGAAAUAAUGCCAUUGUGUUAAUGUAUUGUAUAUGGGUAUAAUUUGGUGGUUUAUUCCCACGAAGGCGCAGUUAUUGACCGUUACGGAUUAAAGAAGGUCGUUUUCGACGUCUUCGUGGGAAUCCAGC